Messenger RNA from Gasterosteus aculeatus aculeatus (three-spined stickleback), 7576 nucleotides. NCBI's taxonomy places the organism in Eukaryota, Metazoa, Chordata, Actinopteri, Perciformes, Gasterosteidae. The record is from RefSeq and is a predicted model, not a curated record.
AGUGGCUCGUGGACGCGCUGCUGGACUCCAACAGCUAGCUGGCUAGGGCGUUGCUAGCGGCAGAAAGUGGGAUUUUCGGUACCGCUUUUUUUCUUUGGUCUCGCAAGUUAUAUCCUCGUAGCAAACAACGCCUCGCGUUUGAGGAAAAACGGCGUUUUUUAUAUUCGCCAAAAGUUUCUCCGGUGUAUUUUUUUGUUUGUCGUCGCCUAAGCGGAGGACCCGGUUGUUACUUUCCGUCCCGUUAGCUGGCCGCGUAGCUAGCCCACUCCCAUCCACGGGAAUCCUGCCGAGAAAACAACUGAAUCCUGGAAACAUGGAGUCAAGGAGCGCAGCGCCGUGCUAACCCCCCCCCCCCGACUUCACUGGAUGCUCUUUCCCCAUGGAGACUUUCUGAAGGACAUACCACGGAGACGUUACCGCAACCCAGUCAACAUUCACGCCGUGUUGUGUGUGUAUGUUUUAGUCGUUGGCUGGCUCGUUGUUGUGAACGGACUUUGCGUAGUUUGCACCCGAAACAAGAGCAUACGGAGCAAAGUUUUUUUCUUUUUUUUUUUUUUUUGCUGAAAGGGCUCAUCUGUUUUGUUAGCUGUUGAGUUAGCUGACUAGAUUCACGGCCAGCCAGCUUUCCGUGAGAAGGAUUUUCUACAAAACAACAACAAAACCCACCCAUUGUGCUUUAUUUGACCCAUCGACCCGCUGUAGGCUCGUUGUAUCUGACGUCUCACGCCGGUACGACGUUAGCUGCAGUUGUUGCUAAUUCGUAACAACGCGUCGCUUUUAAACACUCGGCGUCGACCUCCUUCUCAUGGUCACGGGAGAGUCCUCUCCUCUCCACGGCCACGGGCCGGCAUUUCUUCUGCGGAACGAGGGACACCAAAUGGGACUGGCGGAAUCUCCAGCGUCUUAAAGAGAUCGUUUAGGAACCGAACCGGGGGAACAAGGUGUCGGUUACAUCGGAGUGCGCGUCGCGUCCACGUUUCACUCUGGGAUGUGAAUGCAGAGGAUUCUCUCGCGGAGUUCACGCAUGCACGACAACUUGUGCUAGCUGACGCAGUAUUUAUUAUUUUGUCCCAGCGUUUUGUUUACAGUCGGGGUGGUAUCUCAUCCGACUGCACAGCUAACAGCGGCAUAGCCCCCCCCCACCACCCCUCCAUUAAUGUUUAAGGUAUGCACUGUAGACUCCUUGCUGUGUAAUCUAACAGCCUAUAGGUAGUUAUUUUUUGCAACAACCCAACUGAGUCCUGCGAGUAAUCCACCUUCAGCACCAUUGUCGAGACCCCUGCCUACUUCAGACUUAUGCCACAGAAGGACGCGCCAGGAAAUCGCCUCAUCACACUCUGGAAAAUGUUAAUAGGAUAUCAUUUGCUGCAAAUCUAGAACCGGAAGCCCAAUGAGUGACACACAGUCCAGCUUCACUGACAGGUUUCCCAAGAAAGCAAACAGAACCAGCAGCAUUCUCAGUAAAGACCACCCCCCGGACAAGAAACCCAAAAGUGACAAAACCUCACUUCCCUCCAAUGAGUUUGACCCUACAGAAGCUCUGGUGGUGCAGAGGAGUGGCAGCAGCAGUUUGCUAGCAGAGGGGAAGCCUGAGUCCUGUGGGCCACCUUUUCAGAGAGGUGUAAGAGAUAAGCAAGGAGGUCUGGUUCAACGAUGUGUAAUCAUCCAGAAAGAUGAAAAUGGCUUCGGGCUCACUGUCAGUGGUGACAACCCAGUGUUUGUGCAGCUUGUCAAAGAAGAUGGGGCUGCUAUGCGUGCAGGUGUUCAGACAGGAGAUAGGAUUAUCAAGGUUAACGGGACCCUUGUCACACAUUCGAAUCACAUCGAGGUGGUGAAACUUAUCAAAUCGGGCUCCUAUGUGGCCCUCACGGUGUUGGGGCGUCCUCCAGGGCUCGCCCAGAUCCCUCUGUCUGAAGCGGAGUCUGAAAUGCUGGGGGUUAGCAUUUCCUCUCCAAACUCCCCAGCAGCAGAACGCCCCUACAGUCCUCUGGACCGCCUCUCCUUCACUCAACCAACAUGGGAUGAGAGCAGCAGUGUCUGCAACCAGAGGGUUGACAUGUUUCAAAAGAUGCUCACAAAAGGGCAGCAGGAGCUACAGGCCAUGAAGGAGGAGUACAGCAGGAACCCCUCCCCCAAACUACUGAAAGACAUCCAUGAAGCUAAGAAACACAUUCCUCAGCUGCAGGGUCAGCUUUUCAAGGCCACUGGGGCAACACAGGAUGUUUCCCCAGGUGGAGAUGCAGAUAGCAUGUUGGACACGGAGCACGAUCUGUCCUGGAGCAGCUCUCCUAUAUCUCGUGUGUUUGGCCCUGGAUCUCCAGAGAGCCUUUACCCAAGAGAGUCGUCCUGCAACAGCCCAAAGAGCACUCCCAGGAACAGCUUCAACUCAUGCUACUCCCCAGAGGCAGAGGAUGCCACCGACCUGGAUUCUCUGUCCCCUUCCGCAGUCAGCAGUCCCUCUUCAUUCCGCCUUGUCUCGCAAAUCAUUGGAGCUGAGGAUGACUAUUUUGAUUCAGACCAAGAGCAGACAAAUGGCCAGUGUAACAGCUUUAACAACAUGGAGCAGCUCAAGUCUCGUCCCGCCCACCUCGCCGCCUUCCUCCACCAUGUCAUCUCUCAGUUCGACGCUGCUCCUGUGCUGUGCUACCUCUAUGCUGACUUCUACAAGCAGACCAACUCCAAAGAGACCAGACGGGUGUUCAUGGACCUGCACACCUUUUUCAUUGACCGUGGAGCAAAUUUGAAAGUUGCUGUCCCUGAAUCCGUCUCUAAUGAUCUCGACCGCCGGCGGACAGAACUGAUCCCCGAGGAAAUAAAUAGACAACAUGUUCAAACGCUGCAGGAGUCUCUGCUCCCUGACAUCCAGAAGAACCUUGAAGAUUUCAGGCAGAAGCGCAGUAUGGGCCUAACUGUGGCCGAAGUAGAGCUGGCCAGACUGGACCAAGAGCGAGUCAGAGACCGUGUCGCUCUGGAGAGGGAGCGCUCCUAUGCUGAGAACAUCAUCACUAAGAUAGAGGACAUCCUGUUAACUACUCAGCCCACAGAGGAAGAGAAAUGCACUACAAUGCAGUAUGUCAUCUAUACAUACAUGAAGCACCUUGGUGUCAGGGUGAAGGAACCUCGAAGUCUGGAGUCCAAACGUGUCAGGAUCAACUUUCUUCCCAAAAUCAAGAAAAGCAUCAGGACAGAAAAGGAAGGAGAAGAGAAGGUGAAGAAAACCCGAUUUCCCAGUAUCCUUGGACCUCAGCGUCGGCCCAGCCGCAUUGAAGCAGCUUCUGUUGGUAAAGCUUUGGAUGGUCGCCCCCGGCCACAGAAACAGUUGUCACAGCCCUCACUGGGGGCAAGUGAUCACAUGGAAGCCGGUCGUCUGAGAGGCAGCCAAUCCAGCGAGGGCUCUGAACUCACACACUCCAUGUCAAUCAACAAUUCGACGCCGAACAGCGCGACCUACAGCUCAGACGCCAGCCGAGACGCCGAUACGGGUGGGACUCCGACCUCAGGCCCGUCCAGGCUGAGUGACGGCCUUCAGAUCGACCCCCUCGACGGGUUACCGUACCCUGCUUCGCAUUUCGACCUUUACAGCCUGGACCAGCUGCAAGAGGAUGACAGAGAAAGCGACAGAGCCCACGAGGGAACACCGAAAGCCAUAAGACGGCUUGAGGGACUGGGGGCAGCUGACGUCCAGAGCGAGGACGACCAGGGAACAGACUCUGAGCACGACCCUCCGAAUUGGCAGCAGCUGGUGGGGCGAGAGAUCCUGGCGGGUCUCCGGCCUCAAGAAAUCAAGAGACAGGAGGUCAUCAAUGAGCUGUUUUAUACAGAGCGUGCACAUGUAAGGAUGCUGAAGGUUCUGGACCACGUUUUCUACCAGAAGCUCUCCAAAGAGGCCAUCCUGCCCCCUGCUGAUAUCAAGAACAUCUUCACCAACCUGGAUGAGAUUCUACAGCUGCAUGUUUCAAUACUGGAACAAAUGGCAGCUGUUCGGAAGAGAAAUGAGUCUUCGGUAAUUGAUCAGAUAGGAGACGACUUGCUCUCCUGGUUCAGCGACGGAGAGGAGGAGGAGAUCAAGAAGGCGGUGGGGACGUUCUGCAGCAAUCAGCCGUUUGCUCUUGAGAUCAUCAAGACCAAGCAGAAGAAAGACUCGCGGUUCACUUCGUUCGUCCAGGAGGCAGAGAGUAACCGACUGUGUCGCCGACUGCAGCUGAAGGACAUCAUUCCUGUGGAGAUGCAGCGGCUCACCAAGUACCCCCUGCUUCUAGAGAACAUCGCCAAGUACACAGACAACGCAGUUGAGAAGGACAAAGUGAAGCAGGCAGCCGACUGCUGUCGAAAGAUUCUCAAUCACGUCAACCAGGCAGUUAAGGAAUCGGAGGACAAGCAGAGGUUGGAGGACUAUCAGAGAAGAUUGGACCUCUCCUCUCUGAAGCAGACCGACAACCCCAUGAUCCUUGAGCUAAAAAACUUGGAUUUAACCAAAAGAACGAUGGUGCAUGAGGGACCCCUGUCAUGGAAAGUGAACAAGGACAAGACUAUUGAGUUGUACACCCUCCUGCUGCAGGACAUCUUGGUUCUGCUACAGAAACAAGAUGAACGUCUGAUACUCAAGUGUUACAGCAAAAACCUGACCGGCACCGCGGAUAUCAAACAUAUCUUCAGCCCCAUCAUCAAGCUCAACACUGUGCUGAUUCGCUCUGUGGCCACAGACAACAAAUCCUUCUUCGUCCUAUCGAUGUCCGAUAACGGAGCCCAGAUCUAUGAGCUGAUGGCACCCACAGUCUCAGAUCAGAGAACGUGGCAGCGUCUCAUCACCCAGAGAGCUGAUGCCAUCAAAGAAAAGCCUCACAGCGUCAUACCAUUACCUCAGACUGAUGGGGACAGAGACGGUGUGGAGAUCAUCACAGCAGGUGGUUCGAGGUUGAGUCGAGACCCCGACCGCACAUCCACAGGCAGCACCCAGUCCACAGAUAAAGAGAGCAGUCCGGCUCCGAGAAGUGGGACCCAGACUUCUCUACCAGGUAGCAAUCCAUUUGAGGAAAUGAAGGCGGAGGAGGAGGAAGGCUUUGUGGACCCAGAGUUUCCUUACCAAGCGGCCGAGGAUGGCAAAGAAGGAGACUCGUUUGACCUGUUUCCCUCCAGAGCGGACGAAGCACUGAAAACACUGGCAGCGUUGAAGCAGGUGUUGGUGACCCAGCUGAUGUCCCAGGAGGCUUUGGAGCAAGCCAAACGCUCCACGGGGGUGCGUCUCCUCAGGACCACCUCCCUGCGGACGCCAGUGGACAGCCGCGCUCGGGUGAUGGUGCACAACGGCUCCGAUAAGAGCAGCUCCCGGAUAGAGGAACCCACUCAGGACCUGGGCUCCGGGGACACAGGCUUCUUUGAUUCUCCUGAAGAUUAUGCAGGGUAUUUAGUCCUGGAGGGUUACGGCGGCACGGGGGAGAGCAGCACAGAUGAUGACAUCCUGGCAUCAACCACAGGAAAGCAGCUGAGAUCCUCGCAAGGCUGCGCUGCCGACUCCGGCAUCAACUUGCGCUUCUCGUCGACGUCACAGGCCGGCAGCCUCUCCUCUUUUAGCAGACAGGUCUUGUCUUACCUUAGAAACCUUCAGGCCAACCUCAACUACCUGAAGGAGGUUGAGGCCAAAUACAACAAUCUAACACGCCAAAGGCCAGAGACGUCAGCAGCAGACACGGAUGGGAACAAAGAUAAGAGAUAAAGGAAGACGGCACCGCAGCUUUUCGCUCUGGUCCCAAAGAGGAUGUACCGACUUGUGGGCUGUUCCAACUUCCUGAGUCCUGGACAUUCUGGACACCCUAUAAGCUCGUCCUCUCACUGCUGAGCUCCUUGUUUUUUGUUUUUUAUCAACCCUCGCCCACAGUUGCCACAGAGAAUGAAAGACUGAGUGUGAGCAGAGAUGUUUGAAGGGUGGAGUCAUCUUGUUGAUACCUUCCAUCAGCACAAGGCAAUCAGGAAAGUGUGAUUGCCCCCAAAACCUCACCCCUCCACCACACAUCACUCAUUUUCCCCAGACCUUCCUGCAAGAAAAAGAGAACUUAUACCAAAAUGUACAAAGAUGUGUGUUCUAGAAUGUGUAUAUAUAUAUGAAUAUAUGUACAUAUAUAUUCAUAUAUAUAUAUAUAUGAAACACAAAACAAGAAAAGGAAAAUUUUAAGAUAAUGUAUUAAGAUUUUUUUAUCCCAAGAUGUAUUUAUUUUCUUUCUUUUCAUUUAAAAAACAAAGUGUUUCCAACAUUGCUUGCAUGCUUUUGGCCAUGGUGUUACUGUUUUGGCUGCUUUUCCUGUUUCAGUCAACCAGGGUUAGUGUGAGUGUUGGGUGCACGCUGGCACACAAGCACGCUAGUCUAGCGUACCCUGAUGAAAUGGCAGGAUUUCUUCAGACUUAUAGAGGCCAGACUUGCACUGGUAGAUCCCUUUGUGUUUAAAACUCUAAUAAAUGUCUAGAAUUUCAGAUAAAUUCUAGUUAUGGUGUUAACUAGAAUGAAGAGUCUGAAGGCUCUGAUCUGGUCCUGUUGCAUUUUUCGUGCUGCCUCUUUCUUCUCCUCCUCCUCACUGAGGGGCAUUUUGUCCCUUCGCCGCUCCUCUUCUGCUAUGCGUGUGGCCCUCCCUUCUUUUUCCUGUCAACACUUACGGGUGUCAUCCUCUUUUUCCUCGCAGCCCGGUGUCUUUCAUGCUUAUUUAUCCCCUCCCACACUCGACACGCCAUACUUCUUCAUUUGCAUUCGGGCAUCUUGCCCCCUCCCCUCUAUAUGCAGCUUCUUUCUGCUUUCACGGCGAUACUGAUCUGACUGCCUGAUAUUCUAAUAAUGUCUUGAAGUUCAACAUAUGUACAAUUAUCAAGUUGGAAGGUUAUGCAUAACUUUAAUAAAUAAAUGGUGCCAUGACACAUUGAAAAAGGAAAACCUGGCUUUUUUCCCCCAUUUACGCUUUUAUGUGCAGUUGAUUUUUCUAUUUAAUAACAGAAAAAGGUGGUUCGUGUAACAUGUUACUUGUACAGGACAAAUUGAUGGACAAGUUAUGGGAUGGCGAAAUGAUAAAACAGUUUUUUUUCACUUAAAACAGGAGAAAGCUCAAGGACACCUGAGCAUUAGUCAUGAUGGAUAAUGAAGAAAAGCCUUGAAUUAUUCAAUGAGACAUGUCAGUAUAUUUGAACCUAACAUUGUCCGCUGGUCAUAAUAUAUCUGCAUGUACUGACCUCUUGUCCUUAGCUGUAUCAGAUAGUACACAUUUCUCUCAUGUCAGUAUGAUCAUAUUCCCUUCUGUGUCACCUCCAUACGAUUUAAUGUUAAUUAUUUCUGCUAAUGCUAAUCCUUGAGUCAUUGGUACCAAUUCAUUCCUCCCGUAACAUUUUCGGCAGUUACACGGAACAACAACAUCAUCAUUCAUUUGGAGUCAUGUUCUGGUCCGUAGUGGUAACCACUCACAUUUAACCUUUAUGUUUUGUUUUUUUUUGUCCCCACUAACUGUUAACUAUGAGGACAAAAAUCUGUCUCUCCAACUUCCCAACUGUGUUUCCCACCCAGCGAGCUGUUUAUUGCAAAUAAAAGUUUGGUGCUCUGAAA